Molecule: messenger RNA, 2643 nt
Organism: Pistacia vera
Lineage: Eukaryota; Viridiplantae; Streptophyta; Magnoliopsida; Sapindales; Anacardiaceae
Product: protein ETHYLENE INSENSITIVE 3-like
Exons: 2
Coding region: 401-2257 (618 amino acids)
Cellular component (GO): nucleus
Molecular function (GO): DNA binding; DNA-binding transcription factor activity
Source: RefSeq, a predicted model, not a curated record
AUUCCAUUUCAAUCUUUUCUUCUUUCUCUGUUGGCUUGUUUUUCUUUUGUUUCUGAUUCUGAUUGACUCUUUUGAUUCAAGCUUCGUUGUUGCUUUAGUUUACUGCUUAAACUUUGAUAUGGGAUUUGUGGAUUGAUUUUCUUUGCAUCAUCAGAUCCAAUCUGCUUCAGAUCGGUCUGACUUCUUUUUUCUUGGGAAUUCCCUUUCUUAUCUUCCCUGAAAUUUAUUGGCAUGUCAACUUGUUAUAUGGUCAGAAGGCAGUGAAAAUUGGCAAAUCGAGUUUUCAGUUUGUGCUUAUUGGAGAGGAAAGGUGGAAGUUAGCUUGAGAGCUUUAAGUUUGUGGUUGAGUCCUAACAGAGGCUCUUGCAAAUUUUAAGUUUCUUGGGGGUAACUUUUGGAAAUGAUGUUAAUGUUUGAUGAGAUGGGUCUUUGUGGAGAUAUGAGUUUCUUCUCCGCUCCUAUGGGGGAGUCAGAUAUGGUCCCCACACAAACUGAACCAGAGGCAACUGUGGAGGAUGAUUAUUCUGAUGAAGAGAUUGAUGUUGAUGAGCUUGAAAGGAGAAUGUGGAAGGACAAAAUGCGUCUCAAAAGGCUUAAAGAACAAACUAAGGGUAAGGAGGGAAUUGAUAUAGCUAAGCAGCGUCAGUCCCAAGAGCAAGCGAGGAGGAAGAAGAUGUCCAGGGCUCAAGAUGGGAUCUUGAAAUACAUGUUGAAGAUGAUGGAAGUUUGUAAAGCUCAAGGUUUUGUUUAUGGGAUUAUUCCCGAGAAAGGAAAGCCUGUGACUGGGGCAUCUGACAAUCUUCGAGAAUGGUGGAAGGAUAAGGUCAGGUUUGAUCGCAAUGGUCCAGCCGCUAUAGCCAAGUAUCAAGCCGAUAAUUCAAUCCCUGGCAAGAAUGAGGGCUGUAAUUCAAUUGGUCCAACUCCUCACACCUUGCAAGAGCUUCAAGACACCACCCUAGGUUCACUGUUGUCAGCACUCAUGCAGCAUUGUGAUCCUCCUCAGAGGCGAUUUCCAUUGGAGAAAGGUGUUUCCCCACCAUGGUGGCCCACUGGAAAUGAGGAAUGGUGGCCUCAAUUGGGUUUGCCAAAGGAUCAAGGCGCUCCACCUUACAAGAAGCCUCAUGACCUGAAGAAGGCAUGGAAAGUGGGUGUUCUAACAGCUGUGAUUAAGCAUAUGUCCCCAGAUAUUGCCAAGAUUCGCAAGCUUGUGAGGCAAUCUAAGUGCUUGCAGGACAAGAUGACAGCCAAGGAGAGUGCCACAUGGCUUGCCAUCAUCAACCAGGAGGAGGCCUUGGCUCGAGAGCUUUAUCCUGAAACCUGCCACCCUUUGUUAUCUGCUGGGGGAAGCGGGUCUUUGGUGAUCAAUGACUGCAAUGAGUAUGAUGUUGAUGGGGCUGAAGAUGAACCAAACUUUGAUGUCCAAGAGCGUAAACCAGAGAAUCUCAUUUCUUCCAAUUUGGGGAUGGAAAGAGUGAGGGACAGGCUUCCAGUUCGGCAACCAUCUUUUCCAAUUAAGGGAGAAGUUGUUACAAACUUUGAUUUUGUUCGGAAAAGGAAGCCAUCCACUGAAAUUAGCAUGGCGAUGGAACACAAGAUCUAUACAUGUGAGUACCUUCAGUGUCCUUACAGUGAACCCCGCUUGGGCUAUCAUGACAGGACUUCCAGGGACAAUCACCAAUUGACUUGCCCAUACAGAAACAAUUCUUCAGAAUUUGGAGGGUCCAAUUUUCAUGUUAAUGAAGUAAAACCAGUUAUCUUCCCUCAAACAUUUGCACAGUCCAAGUCAACUGGUCCAUCAUAUAAUUCAGUGCAACCUUUCGACAUAUCAGGACUUGGAGUUCCAGAAGAUGGACAGAAAAUGAUAAGUGAGCUCAUGUCAAACUACGAUAACAAUAUCCAAGGCAACAGGAAUGUUACUCCCAGUAACACUGCAGCAGUGACAGAAAGUCAAAAUCCUCUUCAGCAAAAAGUUCAGCAUCAACAGGACAAUUAUUUCCAUGGACAAGGAGUGGGGAUGGAUGGGAACUUGUUUGAAGGAUCCAACAUGACUGAUAAUCAUCAGAUGUUUCCCCGAGAGGAAGGUCAAUUCGACAGGUUUAAGAUAAUGAACUCUCCAUUUGAGGCGAACCACAACAACAAUAGUUUCCAGUUAAUGUUUGGUUCGCCAUUUGAUUUAGGAUCAUUUGAUUAUAAAGAGGAUCUACAAGCAGUAGGAAUCGGUAGUCUGCCAAAGCAGGAUUCCUCAAUCUGGUUCUAGUUACAUUGCAAACUUGUCAUCAACAUGGUUGAGCUGUCUCUCUCUCUCUCACUCUGUCUGUUGGGGUGAUGGAGAAGACAUUGUUGAAUUAGUUAGUUUUUGGUGUUUUGAUUAUGAUGUGGUGAAGUUGUUGGUAGUUGUAUUAUUUUGUUUGUAGAAUUAGAAAUUAGGGAGUAAGCAGGGUUGAUAUGGGGAAUAAAAGGAUUAGAAGGGUCCCAUUCCAUCCCAUCAAAAGGCCCCUGCUUUAAUUACAUGUAUGAAAUGUCAAAUAAAUAAGCUAGGGUUGAUCUCCAUUUCUGAUUAUUUAAUAAGGUAAGUUAUGUUGAAUUGUUAUAAGACAUGUGUGAGUUGUUGAAUGAAACUGUUGGCCACAACACAACCACAAA